This is a messenger RNA of Thlaspi arvense, 201 nucleotides long. NCBI's taxonomy places the organism in Eukaryota, Viridiplantae, Streptophyta, Magnoliopsida, Brassicales, Brassicaceae. The record is from the annotation of a GenBank genome assembly.
AUGGCCUCCACAACCAACAUCCACGUGACAGCUCUGGACGGCGUGGUGAACAUGAAUUCCUCUUCACCUUCGCCAUCUUCGUCGGCCUCUCCUCCACCACCCCGGCGCCCAGAGCAGCCUAGAGGGCCCCACUGCGACGCCGCCCCGCCUUUGCCAAGCGCCUCUUUGUUUUCGAGGUCCUCUCCUUCAGCUGCUUCCUAA